AUGGAUCCCUCUGCGCUAGCUGCUGCUGCCUUGCAGGCAAGGAACAGGAUUGUAAAGAAUCAAGGAGACGAAGUGAUCACAACGAGUGACAAGUCAGGAGGCCCGAGAACUUCCUUUCAAAAGGCACCAAGUAUCAACUUUAGUGUGCCCAAAACUGCCAAGCCGGAGAAGCCAGCCGAUUGGAAAAAGCCAGAUAAAAAAUAUGGAGGUAAUGUCCCUGCGAUGACAGAAGGUCCUGGUGGUUCUGGAGGUCCUGCUCCAGUCAGGCCUGAUCUUUCCAUGAUUUGCGAGUCCGUCGUUUCCAAAGUCAAAUCUCGCAAAGAACGAAUCACUACUCCCGGCUACCACAUGAAGGUACGCGACUCUUGUCCAUUACCCUGUUGUCAGUACUUGCACCAGCAAAAUGAGGAACCACAGCAAACCGUGAUUAUAAAGAAAGUUAUUCGAAGGAGGCGCCCCAAACAGCAAGCACCUCCUCAGGAGCAAGCUCCAGGACAAGUGCCUUCUUUGGUGCAGUCCCCACCUCCAUUGCUUAGUAGCCCGCCUGCACUGGCCGGUGGCCCUUCUUCCCAAGUUGAGCAGCAGGCGGCGGAGGUACAACGACGCCAGCAGGCCGAAGCCGCAAGACGACAACAGAUUGAAGCCGAACGACGACGUCAGGCAGAAUUGCAACGACAACAGAUUGAAGCCGAGCGAAAGCGCCAAGAAGAAUUACAAAGACAACAACAAGCAGCAGCCGAAGCAGAACGGCAACGCCAAGCAGCUGCCGCCGCCGAAGCAGAGCGUCAAGCUGCUGCCGCAGCCGCCCCAACCCAAAAGGUGGCCACCUUUCAGAAUCUGGGAACCGAUCCCGCCAUGGCACAGGCCGAACUGUACUACGAAUCGACGCGUUGGGGUCCCUUGGGCCACGGCAGUGCUCCCGUCACGGUAGGGACUUUUCCCGGUCAUCGUUGGUUCAUUGUAGCCAAUGGAUGCUAUGCCAAGCUAUUCACAGUCGGGGAAGAAGCUCAACAAACUUUUACAUUCUAG
Molecule: messenger RNA, 1029 nt
Organism: Seminavis robusta
Lineage: Eukaryota; Bacillariophyta; Bacillariophyceae; Naviculales; Naviculaceae
Source: the annotation of a GenBank genome assembly